Molecule: messenger RNA, 3921 nt
Organism: Hymenoscyphus albidus
Lineage: Eukaryota; Fungi; Ascomycota; Leotiomycetes; Helotiales; Helotiaceae
Source: the annotation of a GenBank genome assembly
GGAAACUCUGCAACUCUUCAAAUACUCUUGUUCUCGCCAUUACUCAGACUACUGCUCGAUGCUUUGUAACACGGAAAAACGAACCGCUUGGGUGGUAGAUUUCUAUUACCGAGAUCAACAUUGCGGGGUAAUUGGCUCUGGUACCAUUCCAGAGCCGUACCAGUACCAGUCACGACGGCAAGAUCGUAUGGUCAUACCUUGAACACCUUUACACCCAUUGUUGUUGAGAGGCGAUAUACUAAUCAACCCCAAGAAGGCCGAGAAAUCUUGAAGGAAGCUGCUUUACUUUGUACAUCCCGAAAUAGGUCUUUUGUCUUUCGCUAAAGCUGCCUAUUACGACGGGUUGAUGCAUCAUUUCUCCUCCCCUGCCCUAUCCAAGACCUCGAGACUUGCCCAGAAAGUCAGCGAGAGGGGCACAUGGAAAUUAAAACCACCAUCGCCCUGCCAUAUCUGGUCGAAGUGAGUGACGGCACAGCAAAUGCAUACAACUGCAUCCUCGUAAUCCACUUAAUUCAGAGACAAUUUUACCAAGAACUUUGAAAGGAAAGGAAGGUGAACUUCAAUGCUUCCAUCUAUUAAGCAUGUAUCCGGAAAAAUACCAUGGUCUCGAACCGCGAACUUCAACCCUCGAACCUCGGAUCUGAAUAAGACAAGCACACCAAAUUCGAGUUGCGUAUCCACAAUUCCCUCCUCCGGAAAGGCUGGAAAAAGAAAUACACUUCGGGACUUUCUCAAAACCGAGUCCCGCGCCCAACGAACACUGCAAGUCAGCAGCGUCUGGGAUUUGACAACUUCUCACGCCCGGAAAACACCUGUCAUCUCCCUCACUCAUCCUACGAGGCGAUGGGGAUUCUAAAAACAUUAACAUCGCCGCCAGGAGAAAUCUAGAGUCAGCUUUCGUGAGAUCAUCUACAGAGGACUUAUCCUAACUCCAGGUUCCAACAUCGAAUUUAGCAAUCGCUCACAUACUACGCUACGCUACGAUACGGAGAUAACAAAAGGUCACUGGUAAAGACCAUACGUAGUUCGUAUAACUCCAUGUUUCAUCCUUCUGCAGGCGAGAAGGAUUUCAACAAUCCGGAGACUAAAAUUACCAGCUACCCGAAUUCCCCGUUUGCAGUUCGUACAUGGCAAAAUUCAUAAGUCGACAGACAAGCCAUCGUUGGGUUUGUCAUCAACGAAAACACACACAUCCCCAUACUCCCUACCGAAAUCCAAGCUCCCAAAUUGCACGUAUCAAAUACAGCAUAAGCACAUUCGAAUAAACAUUGAACGUACUCGUAAAAGAAACAUGACGUACAGUAGCAAACACCUUCGUAUCGCUUCUCGUCUAGCUAAUCGGGUUGUUCCUUAUCAAAGCUCUAUUAAGUAGGUUUCCCUUCCAGCUUCAUCCCUCGACGGGCGUGUCUGGUAUAGUUCGCCUUAUGAGCUUGAUAACCUUCGCUUGAGCCUCGAAAAGGUUCAAUUUUCCUACUUAACCUUACGCACCCUGACCCUGACGUCGAAGCGGCUGUGAAAUUCCAAGGCGGCCUCGUAUUUCAGGUACGGGAUGGGUUGGCGCAUGAUUGCGGCGCUUGACUGCAAUGGUUGAGUACUGUACAAAGGUACGGUAGAUUUACGAAAGAAAGGUUGUACAAAACGUGCGUUUGGAUAUCAUUUGAUGGAUGUUUCUGGAAAGGUACUUGGUCGGGAGCUCGUCUGCUAUUUACUCGUGAUCUAGCUUUUUUCUGUUGCGAUUUCCUCUGGUAUGCGAGAUAAGGUUCCAAUUGUUCCUGGUGCAGUGGUGGUUCGGCCUAGACUUGCACGAGAUCUUUGAUUAAAGUACAAGAUGAUUCGAAGAACUAAACAUCUCAACUCGAUUUCAGCACCUGGUUCCUAAAAAAGAUGGAGGAGGGGAUAUAUAGAGUGGCUGUGAAUGUUUGUUUCGUUUGAAAGCCCCAAGGUUGUCAUCGUCAUUUCUAUGACAUGGGCGAGGUGGUGAGGUCUAGAGACUUGGCACCCAUGACGGUGUAGUGAAAGCCGACCAUCUACCCAAGCCAGGCCAGGCUCGUCAGGUACGGUACGGUAGCAGUACGGUACACCCAAACGAAACGAAAAAGCCUCUCCAUUCCAACCUCCCUCCAGCCCAGAUAUCCAGCCCAGGUUACACGCCUAUCGUCCACGGAAGACCAGCAACGGGCAUGAAAUGAAUGACGGCGGACCUGCGACUGCGUGAUGGGAAACCUCGGCGUUCUGUCGCCAGGAGGAAGUAUAGCUGUAAGCCUCAACCCCUCAAAUCAAAACAAGAGACGGUCUACCACAAGAGCUCUGCAUCGGAUGUCUUGGCCCCGCUGGUAUCAUGGAUACUGAUCAAGAUGCUAGGUGGGCAUUCUCGUCGGUCUGAUCUCCACGAGCGUGCAGAGUCUCGGCCUCACCCUCCAACGCAAAUCCCACAUCCUCGAAGACGAGAAGGGGCCCCACGAUGUGCGACGACCACCCCAUAGACGGAGGCGAUGGCAGUUGGGGAUGGGAAUGUUCAUCAUCUCGAAUCUGGUGGGGAGUACCAUACAGAUAACCACGCUGCCAUUGCCGGUCUUGUCGACAUUACAAGCAUCCGGACUGGUCUUCAACUCGAUAUGCGCCACCUUGAUUUUGGGCGAGCCGUUUACGAGAUGGUCCUUGGGAGGGACGAUAUUAGUAUCGAGCGGGGCAGCGCUGAUAGCCAUCUUUGGAGCCAUACCCGAACCACCGCAUACAUUGGAUCAGUUGUUGGUGUUGCUGGGGCGGAAGACGUUUGUGUUAUGGAUGAUCUUUCAAGCGAUUUUGGUUAUUGCGAUUAUCGUCAUUGCGGGCUGCUUGUCCAACUUUUCCAAUCUACCUGGAAGUCCUCGAAUACGACUGUUGAAGGGUUUAGCAUAUGGAUGUAUAAGUGGAAUCUUGUCUGCGCAUUCCUUGUUGGUGGCCAAAUCGGCCGUGGAAUUACUGGUUCGGACGAUCAUAGAUCAUGUCAAUCAGUUCAAUAGAUGGCAAUCAUGGGCCAUACUUAUAGGACUUGUCACAUUGGCUCUCACCCAGCUCUACUUUCUUCACAAGGGGUUGAAGCUAGUUUCCACGAGCGUAUUAUACCCGCUCGUCUUUUGCGUUUACAACAUUAUAGCCAUUCUGGAUGGCUUGAUAUACUUUGAGCAAAUCGACCGAUUACCCGCUCUUCAUGCCGGCUUGAUAGCAUUGGGAACUGCUAUUCUGCUCUCCGGCGUCCUCGCCCUAUCAUGGCGUCUAUCAGAUGAACAAACACAACCAGCAGUCGCACAAAGCGCUCUAGCACCAGGUCUCGGAUUCGUCGAAGACACCGACAACGAGGAAUACUCUGACGAAACAACCGCCGACGAAGAAGCAGCAAUAGGCACCCAACACCGCGCUCUCCUAAGCGAAGAACCCAUGACCCCCACCACAAAACUAGACACCGUCCUAGGAGCCACGCGUCACGUCCGUAAAACCGUCCGCCUCACCGAAGCCGACGAGAUCUGGGGCGAGCUCCAAGACGACGACACCAAACCCAACUCUCCCGCUCCCCGACGCUCCUCCUCCAAUCUUCUCCCUCCCCCCAAGAGACCAGGGCUCACCCAACCCGAUCCAGAGCCGAAUGAACAAACGAGUCUAUUGAGGAGCACCUCGAAUCGUAAACGUAGGAGACACAGUGGCUUCCCGGGGUUCACCGCGAGACCGCAGUCGAGGGGCUUGAGGAGACGGGUCACCUCCCAACCUCAGGAGGCGACGGGGGGGUUUUGGAAGAUGAAGUGGUGGAGGAGGGGGGGUGAGGGACCUCCUGAUCCGGGGGGUUCGGGGAUGGGGACGGGUGAGGGGUCUUCGAGGAGGGGGGAUGGUGGAGAUGGUGGGGGGAAUGGGAAUGGAAAUGGAUAUGGAUUUGGGAAUGUGGUAUAG